Sordaria macrospora k-hell is the source of this 3255-nucleotide messenger RNA. RefSeq lists its product as uncharacterized. NCBI's taxonomy places the organism in Eukaryota, Fungi, Ascomycota, Sordariomycetes, Sordariales, Sordariaceae. Gene Ontology annotation, biological process: peptidyl-serine phosphorylation. Gene Ontology annotation, molecular function: protein serine/threonine kinase activity; ATP binding. The record is from RefSeq and is a predicted model, not a curated record.
AUGCAUCUCUGGCGGGAUCAUAAGGAAGGUGGUGGUAGUGGUGACGGUCAAGGUGCCCAUGAUACCGGGUCGGGAUCAGGAUUGGGAUCAGCAGGAACAGCAACAACGGAACCGGGAUCGGGUAUAGGAGGACAUGGACAUGGACAUGGACAUGGACAUGGAGGAGAGGGAAACAUUACCACGAGUCCGGGUUCACAAACACAACAGCAGCAGCACGAUGACGGAGGCUCAAACAAACAAGGCUCCAUUCGCCGAAACUUUCGAAAGGUGGUUCCCGGCCUACCUCGAGCUCAGACAUUCAAGAGACAGCAAUCCGAACAGCGCGACCAUCUCCAACCUGUACAACCUACCCCUGCCGAACGCAGAGCUGCUUCAGUCGAUAGACGCAUGCAUGCGACAAACAGUGCAUCGACAUCGCUGGUUGGAUUGGGUGUAGGAGCCGCCGCUGCCUCACUUCCCAGGAGCAGCGCGCCAAACUUCCAUCAUCACCACCACUUCGGCCGCUCUUCACAUAUCUCCCAGGCUGAGUCCUCCAUUCCUUCGUUACCGGCGAUCCCUCAAGAACAUGCCAGCACCCGAGGCUUGAACGGACAUGAGCUAGAGCAAGAACUCGACAAGAACUACCACGACCAUCACGGCCUGUUGCGAGCUCCUGGUUCUACUCAUGUUCAUGGGUCAGAUGCUGCCGUUUCAGACUGCGAUGCGCACUCGAUAACAUCCUCCCAGUACCACAACAUGAUACACGACGAGCUGGAGAAGAUAUGGAUUCUGAACCUGUCGAUGCACUUUCGCGACAAGUCCAAGAGAGAAAAGUUCUUCGUGACAUAUCGACAGAACGACUCGCUAUGGCGCAGGGUGACGGUGUCACUAGACUACCGUGAUGCUCAGGAAAAUUCAUUGGAGGAGGAGCUGGUCGAUAUCAAGUUCCAGCGUGACAAGAGUUCGAGGAUAUACGAGGCGAUUCGAGACAGUCUGGGGGACAUACAGUUCUACCCUACCGUCACGAACCUGAAGCUACAAACCACGGAUGGGAGGUUACAUGUCCACGUGGUGGAAGACGUCAAUGAAAUCAUCAGCUACCCAACCGUGCGCAUGAUCCAUCACAUGCGCUGCCCGCGCAUCAAAGAAUCCGAAGUCGAAUUCGACUCCCACCUUUCCGGCUUUGUCUACAAAGUCCGUGUCAACGACGAGACCCUGAUCAAGAAAGAAAUUCCCGGCCCCGACACCGUCGACGAGUUUCUCUACGAGAUCAACGCGCUCAACCGCUUGCGCGCCGCCGAGAACGUCAUCGAGUUCUACGGCGUCAUCGUCGACGACUCGGGCGAGCACGUCAAGGGUCUGCUGAUCAGUUUUGCUGAGCACGGUGCCCUGAUAGAUAUCAUUUACGACUACCAGCUCCAGGGCGGCCUUCCCUGGUCUACACGCGAGCGCUGGGCGCGCCAGAUAGUUAGCGGUCUGGCGGAUAUACAUGAGGCCGGGUUUGUGCAGGGAGACUUUACGCUGUCCAAUAUUGUCAUCAACAAUGAGUGGAAUGCAAAGAUCAUCGACAUCAACCGCCGCGGCUGUCCGGUGGGUUGGGAGCCACCUGAGGCAACGCCGCUGAUCGAGAGUAGUCAGCGGAUAUCCAUGUACAUUGGCGUCAAGUCCGAUCUGUACCAGCUGGGUAUGGUGCUCUGGGCUUUAGCGACACAGGAAGAUGAGCCUGAGGCUCACGCCCGGCCGUUGAGGAUUGGGCCCGAAGUGACGGAUGUGCCAGAUUGGUACGUCGAGAUCGUGAAUAUCUGUCUAGAUCCCAACCCCCGCAAGCGGAGACAGGCACUGGACUUGCUGGAUAUGUUCCCCGAGCCAGAGCCAGUCGAGCAAAGCCAGUAUAGCUACCAUAACCCGGAGUCGGUGUCGGUUGAUGAUGGGUACUCGCGCCAGGAGUAUCUAGUUGGCACGGAGCCGACGAACGGGGUACCGAAGAUUAUCAAAACGGUUGAGUCGCCGUCGGAUCGCGGGUGGGAUUAUUUCAGCAGCAAUGCUGGUGGUGCUGCAAGUGGUAUCGGGAGGGGUCGUCAGGAUGCGAUUUCUCCUGCACCUUCAGAAGACCAGCACUGGUAUCCGCCACGGGGUAGAUCGCCGCCUUCUCCUCUCCCGAGUGAUGGCGGGUAUGACGACCCGGCGAGAUUCCGACAUCACUUGCGUCCUUGGGGAAACAGCAGUACUUACCAGGAGCCAAGUAACCUGACCGUUCCUUCGUCGUAUGGCGGUAGGCAAGCUAGCAACUACACGGAAUCCGACGUAAGCGAUAUUGAGAAUCAAAACGAAGCAGGAGAACCAUCAAGGAAAUCUGCCCAGCAACAGGACCCCAGAAUCUCCUCCACCUCCUUCAUCUCCACCGCCCCCUCGGGCGACACCGACGCCGCCUCUACGUCCCUCAACGACUCCAUCCUCCGCGAAGCCCUCAAAUGGCGACCCAAAACCGCCCCCUCCAGCGCUCCCACGGGGGCCACAGCCAACAACAUCAAAUCCCACGACCUUACACUCCGCGAACAAUACGAUACGAAAGGUCCCAGCAGCAACAGUCCCAGAGCCGCAGCAGCAGAACCGCAUUUCAACACCACCCAAUCCCACCAUAACCAAACCCGCUCCAGCCGCGCCCAUAACCACUACGACAAUUCCAACUCCGACGCCGAGGAAGAAGACGGCAACGACAGCAGAAGAGAAAAACCGCUUUCUCGCGCCGACUCAGGUAAAUACUUCACCGAACCCACCAGCCUAAAACCAGGAUCCGGGCCCGGGCCAGAUCUAGCCUACGCAGCUAUCAACGAGGCGAGAGAUAGAGAUAGGCUGGAGCAGCAGUUUAGGAUGGAGGCCGCGGAUGCGAUGAUGACUGGGCGGUAUCAUGAUUAUGAUCACGGGCAUGGGCAGCACCAAGAUCAUAGUCAUAAGGGCCGGGAUCGAGAGUCUGGGUAUACAAACCGUGGGGAUCGGAAUAGCAACGGUAACGGCAACUCGCAACUGGAAAGGGACCGGGAGAGGGAAUACGAACGGUAUGGGAGUGGGAAGGAGUUGGAUGUUUUGAAGGGGAUUGGGGGCGGGGCUUCGGGAGGUUAUGAUUUACCUUCCAGGGAGAAGGGGAAACAUUAUGAGGAAGAGGGGGAGGAUGAGAUUGAUAUGGAUUUGUUUGCCGGUCAACGGCAACAUCAGCAUGAGCAUCAGCAUCAACCUCAACAUCAACACCACAGCAACUACGAAAUGACGAGGACCUGA